Messenger RNA from Diaporthe citri, 1026 nucleotides. RefSeq lists its product as uncharacterized. The coding region runs from base 1 to 1026 and encodes 341 amino acids. Gene Ontology annotation, biological process: chitin catabolic process; carbohydrate metabolic process. Lineage: Eukaryota; Fungi; Ascomycota; Sordariomycetes; Diaporthales; Diaporthaceae. The record is from RefSeq and is a predicted model, not a curated record. Gene Ontology annotation, molecular function: chitin binding; chitinase activity. The transcript is spliced from 3 exons. Gene Ontology annotation, cellular component: extracellular region.
AUGAUGAGUGCCUCGUCUUCAUCGCGCAAGUCGCGCAAGGCGAUCAGCUCAUCACAGGUAUUUUACAAAAAUGCCGUCUACUUCCCCAACUACAGGCUCUACGGCGGCGAUACCCCUGGCUCCUUGAACUACAGCUGUAUCAGCACUGUGUAUUACUGCUUUGCGAGCAUCAGUGCAGAUGGUGGCGUCUUCCUGAGUGACGAGUAUGCUGAUGUGCGAGCCCCAUGCGAUGGAGUGUCAGGAGGGCUGGGAUCCCUAAUGCAUCUCAAGCAGAAGCACCCUCAUCUACAGGUUAUCCUGUCUAUUGGUGGAGGCGGCUCGGGUCAGAUGUUCGCAAAUAUCGCGGCGAGUCCCAUACUUCGUGAUAACCUCGCCCGUUCUGCCAGAGGGCUGGUGGAGGCUUCCGGCCUGGACGGCCUGGAUAUCAUGUGGCAGGAUCCGCAGCAAGGCAGCGGCUUUCUUGCCCUCAUCGCAGCGAUUCGUCUGUACCUACCCGAAGAGCAUUACCUGCUCACCGCGGCACUGCCUUGCUCCAGCUCCGUCCUCGCAAACAUCGAUGUUCGUCGCGCCGCGGACUAUUUGGACCUACUCAACCUCUUCUACGGUGCCUGGGCAAGUAUCUCUGGGCACCAUGCCCAACUGUACUCCUCGGGCAAAGACAGUGACACCUCCGGCUCAAGUUCGGUAUCAUAUCUCAUAGCCCAGGGCUUCCCAGCGAAGAAGAUCUUGCUCGGUAUACCAGUGUUUGGACGGAGUUUUCUCGGAGUGGCAGGCCCUGGACACAGGUUCAAAGGUGUGGGCGGCAACAAUGGCGAGUUUGAGUACAACGAGCUCCCGCGCAAGGGUACCAAGGAGCAGGUAGAUAAGAAGGCAUGCGCAGCAUAUUGUGUGGGCGGCGACGGUGGUUUUGUGUCAUAUGAUAACCCUGAAACGGGAUUGUUUUACUGGACAGCACCAGCGGACUCCAAGGACGCGGCGCGGAGCCUGGUUGCUGCUGGGUUUCGUGCCCUGCACAGCUCUCGAUGA